Molecule: messenger RNA, 2463 nt
Organism: Pneumocystis jirovecii RU7
Lineage: Eukaryota; Fungi; Ascomycota; Pneumocystomycetes; Pneumocystales; Pneumocystaceae
Product: ATP-binding mismatch repair protein
Exons: 12
Coding region: 1-2463 (820 amino acids)
Biological process (GO): mismatch repair
Cellular component (GO): MutLalpha complex
Molecular function (GO): ATP binding; ATP-dependent DNA damage sensor activity; mismatched DNA binding
Source: RefSeq, a predicted model, not a curated record
AUGACAAUGCGGAUUUGGAAGCUUUCAAACGAAGUAGGAGCAUCAUUAUCGUCUUGUCAGGUUAUUUUGGACCUUUCUUCAGCAGUAAAAGAGCUUUUAGAGAAUGCAUUAGAUGCAGGAAGUACAGUAAUUGAAAUCAAGUUUAAAAACUAUGGAUUAGAGUUCUUAGAGGUCUCAGAUAACGGACAUGGAGUUUUAGUUGAAGAUCUUGAACAUUUAGCACAACGGCAUGCAACGUCCAAAAUACAGACGUUUGAAGACCUUGAUACACUUUCAUCUUACGGAUUUCGAGGGGAAGCACUGCAUUCACUAUGCAAAUUAGGCCGUGUAAAGAUCAUUACGGCGGCAGAAGAACAAGUACCACAUGCAACAGAGAUUACAUAUGAUCAAGAGGCAAAUAUUGUAUCAAAAAAGGUUGUUUCAUCACAUAAGGGUACAGUUGUACGUGUUGAGCAACUCUUUUAUUCUCUUCCUGUACGUAGAAAGGAAUUUGAACGGAAUUAUAAGCACGAUUUUCAAAAGGCACUUUCCAUGAUUCAGUCAUAUGCAAUUAUUACAACGGGUAUUAAGCUGUUAGUAACAAAUGAACAGCCAAAAAAACCAAAAAUAAUACAUUUUUCAACACGCGGAAAUAUGCAUAUAAAAGAAAAUGUAGCAAAUCUUAUGGGAACACGGCUUUUGCCUACACUAAUGGAUAUUAAUUGUAAACUUUCAAUAUUAAACUUAUACAAUAUUGAAGUGUCAGGACUUUUGUCGAAACCUAUUUGUGGAGAAACAUAUAUAAACGCAAAGAAACAAUAUAUUUAUAUCAAUUCUCGUCCGUGUAUUCUUCCACAGAUAACGAGAGCAAUUGGAGAAAUAUAUAAGAUGUAUAAUAUAUUGCAAUAUCCGUUUAUUCUUAUAAACUUAAUAAUGCCUAAAAAUUCUUAUGAUAUAAAUGUAUCAGUAGAUAAAAGAACAAUUUUUCUACAUCAUGAAAAGGAGAUCAUCUGUGAAUUAAAAUCUAUUUUAAAUGAUUUAUUUCAAAAUGCAUCGGAAAAAAUAGAUCAAGAUACAAUUUCUUUAAGUCAAAAGUCUAAUUUUAAAAAUUUAGAUCAAUCUUUGGACAAAUUUACGAAAGAAAGAUUUUCAUAUUCCACAAAUGAUUCCAAAACUACACGCGGUGAAAAUAGAGAAAAUAUUCCAGAAAAAACAAAUAUGGAUACGAAUUCAUCAGAAAAUGUUCCUUUAAAUAAAUAUCUUUUUAGAAAUAGGUCUCAAGAAAAACAAAACACUUUAUCUUCAGAAAAAGAUAUAGAUAAAAGUUUACGUAUUGAAGAAUUGUCUUCAAAUAAUAGAACUAAAUAUCACCAAGAAAGUGAUAAAUCGAACGUUUCAGUAAGUUUAAAAAGAAAAAAAGAUGAUGAGUUUUCUCAAAAACUAUUAAAUAAUUCUACAAUUAAUUCUAAUAAUGGGUCUAAAUCCCCAAUUAAAGAAAAUACAGCAAGUGUUCAUAAUGAACAAGGAAAAAGUGAAAAAACGAUACCUCUUUCUGAUAGUUUUUCUAAAAAUACAACUGAAACAGACAACAUCGCUACAUUUUCAUCUGAAGCAAAUAAUUCUAUUACAUGUGAAAUCUCCGAAUUAGAUACUUUAAGAAAUAAUGAUCAUUAUACAAGAAAUACAAUUAGUAACGAAACAAAAAAGGUUCCCGAAAAUGCGAAUGUUAAAUACUUAUAUGAAUAUGAAUAUCGAGAACUUAGUACUUCUAUAGUUACAUCAAAAGAAGAAAUUAAGAAAAAAUUUUCUGAAGAUUUUUUAAACACAGAUUCAUAUACGGAAAUAGAGUCAUUAGAUGUGUCUGAUAUGUCUCGAGAACAGUCAGAAAACCAACUCAAUUUAGCAUUAUCCAAAAAAGACUUUUUUUCCAUGAAAGUUAUAGGUCAAUUUAACCUUGGAUUUAUCAUUGUAUCUUUGCCAUCACACAAAGAAGGAUCUAAAUUAGAAUUAUUUAUUAUUGAUCAGCAUGCAAGUGAUGAAAAGUAUAAAUUUGAAAAACUCCUGUUAAAUACGACUAUAGAAAGUCAGCCAUUACUAAAACCAUACCAAUUGAAUCUUACUAUAAUUGAAGAAAUUGUAGUUAUGGAGCAUAUAGAAAUUUUAGAAAAAAAUGGUUUCAAGAUAGAAUUAGAUCAUAAUAAAAAACCAGGGGAAAGAUGUAAAUUAGUCUCUUUACCUCAAAAUAAAGAUUUAGAAGAAAUGAUUUCUAAACUUCAAGAGAAUCCACAAAAAGAUGUACAAUGUAACAAAAUUAGAAAUAUUCUUGCAUCGAAAGCAUGCCGUUCUAGUGUAAUGGUUGGAGAUGCAUUAACGUUAAGUACAAUGUAUAAUAUUGUAAAGCGUAUGGGAGAAAUGGAUAAUCCAUGGAACUGUCCUCAUGGAAGACCAACAAUUAGAAUGAUUGGUAGGAUCUCACAAACAUAA